Messenger RNA from Plasmodium coatneyi, 3294 nucleotides. RefSeq lists its product as uncharacterized. The record is from RefSeq and is a predicted model, not a curated record. The transcript has a single exon. NCBI's taxonomy places the organism in Eukaryota, Apicomplexa, Aconoidasida, Haemosporida, Plasmodiidae. Gene Ontology annotation, biological process: spliceosomal complex disassembly. Gene Ontology annotation, cellular component: U2-type post-mRNA release spliceosomal complex. Bases 1 to 3294 code for a protein of 1097 amino acids.
AUGAACUUCUCCAAUAAAGGAUCGCAAUUCAGAAAGGUAAAAAAUAAGGACCCAAAAAAAAAAAAAAAAAAGUCAAAACGUUCCAAAGGCAAACAUGAUGGAAGAGGAGGCUUUUCCAAAAAUGUAGACCCGCAAGAGUAUUUGAAACCAGUGCAAUUCGUUAGUGGCGGUUUCCUGAACAAUAGAAAGGAUAUACCAUCAGAAAAACAGGACACAAAUAAAUUGAACUCCACCUUCAGUGACGAUGAUUCAGAUGACUACGACAAGUACGAUGUCUUUAAACAUUUCACCUUUGAUUUCAAUUUUGACAAAAAGAAGGAUGAAAAUGAUUCUAUAAAAAGUAAUUUAAAAAAGUAUAACUUGAAGCAACUCCAAGAAAAGGACAAAAAGUUUUUUGAAAUAUAUGGAUUAGGGUUUAAAAUUUUAAGGAAAAUGGGUUAUCAGGAUGGCAUUGGGAACAAAAUAAAGACGAACAUUGCUCCUAUAGAACUUCAAAAAAAGCAUGUAACCUUUUUAGAAGAGAAGCCACAAGAAAAUUCGAAUGAUUCCAGUUCUGAUAUUGACCUAUACACACAGGAAAGUUAUAUUGACAUUUUUAAUGAACAAUUGUAUAAUAAAAACUUGUGGAAAAAAAAGCAUAAGUAUAACAAGUUCUGGAGCUUUAAGAAGACAAAAAAUUGGGUUAAGACACAGUUAAAAUACAACGCCUAUAUUAAUUCAAAUUUUCAAUUACACCGUGAUGGACAUGAAUCCGAUGACGAACAAGCUAGUAAUUUACUAAACGCGCAAAACAUCCUCAUUGAUUAUAUUAAAAAUAUCAUGUUCCAAUAUUGCGAUGUUGUAAAAAAGCAACAGGAGGUUGAAACUAAAUUAAGGAAUUAUCAAAGUUCUCGUUUCCAGAGCGAUAUUUACAAAAUGCACGUUUUAAUUUUAAAAAACGUCCUAACGUUUAAGUACUUGCUAAAUUUUCACACCACGCUGGCCUACCCCUCUCUCUUUAACAAUGCAACGUUUAAUGAAUACCUUUUUAAGGUUAAACGUGAUGACCUUCAAAUAGAGGAAGCUAAUAGUGGUAACAGAGCAGAUGAUUUUGCUCAUCAUCAUCCUGAGCAUUAUGCCGAUGGGGAUGCACACCUAGGUGGUAAUGAGUCCCUGUGUGACUCCCCCAAAGGGGGAAGAAUCACGAAAUUGAUAAAUAUCCAACCCAGUCAUUUAACUAACCCAUUUAGUGAAGAGGAGGCAGACAAAGGGGGAAUCAAAGCAUAUUCCGACCUCAACUCUGGUAACCCCCUCACCUUUGAAGAAAAGCUAAAUAAUUUAUUAAUAAGUAAUUAUAAGCUAUUAUGCCAAAACGGAUACUUCAAAAGUGCCCCAAGACGAGGCGAUGCAUCUUCACAUGACAUUGGAACAUACAAAACGAUGGAUGACUUACAACACAUAUUCGAUUUAAUAAACAUUAAAAAUAUCGAAAUUGAAAAGGGAAAGUACCCGUUGCUCUUGAGUGACCUCUACACCUCUGUGUUUUUUAUUUACGAAAACUCGCAGUUCUUUUAUCUGAACAUCCGCGUGUCGCGGUUUCUCCUGGAGUUUCUUCGCAUUUAUUUUCACAAUAACAAGGAACGAAUAAAGAAGCAGUCUCUCUGUCAUGACAAGGACGUUGAAGAAGUAAGCACGGCAAUUGGGGGAAAUUCCAAAAAAAAUUUAAAUGCGGAAAGUUCAAAAAGUUUGGAAAGUUUGGAGAACUCCCAACAUGGCGAUGCGCACAGAGAAGCAACGCAAAAUAUACCGACCGCAAAGGAUGAAGGACCUUCCCCCAGUGAACAGCCCCCACUUGACGCGAGCAGCCAAAACAACCAACCCAUGUUUAACCAAAAUGAUAUAAAAUAUAUAAUAUGCUUAAAAAAAAUUGUUCUAAUGGGAGCGGAGCAAAACAGCAUGAUGGAAUAUCGAGAAAUUGAAAAACAAUUUGACAACAUAAUAUACUACACAUAUGUGUGCCCCGCAUUGUGUAGAAAAGAUUCUGCAGAAAUUUACAAUCAUAUAAAACUUUUUAAGGACGCCAUCAAUAUAAGGUAUUAUAAAAAUAUAUUAACGCUUUUUAUUGAAAAAAGAAUAAUGUGCAACGUGGAAAACAUCGAAAAUGGCGAAAUAGAGGAGCACACUCUGCAAGACGUACAAAACAAACUAUCAAUUAUGUUUGAUAUUAAUAGACAGUUUGACAUUGGCUCCAGCUUAUCCAGAUAUUACACACAUUCUAUAUUUCCGUAUUUGCAAAAAUUUGAUCUGUCAGAAAAUUAUAUAGAACUCAUCAAAUUAGCACUUAUGGAAAAUAUGUACAAAAAGGAAAUUUUCGAAACUGUUGUAAAAAGGAUAAUUUACGAAUUAAUUGACAUAGAUUUUGUGAACGACAAUUUUGUUCAACGCCUUCGUAAAGUUAUGAUACUAAACAAGUGCGUAGACGACACAAUCGUCUUUCUCAUCUUUAAAGUUUAUUUUUUUUAUAAUUUUUCAAAGCAUGUAUGUGAUUAUCUGAGACAGCUGAACGCGUCAUAUGUACAAAAAAAUGAACCAACAAAUAGUGUGCACAAAAUGGAAGCUCCCAUCGCUUCAGAGGAAGACGCCCAAAGCGAGGAACAAAAAAAGCUAAUACUAACAAAUAAAAAAAAAGAAAUUUACGAAACAUUUAAGAAGGUGAAAGACGUUUUUGAAAAUAAUUUAAUGAAGGAUAAUUCCAUAAAAAACAUCAUGUUCAGCAUAUUAAACGUCAUAAAAACGUACCUACUGCAAGAGAAAAUUGUUACCUUCCCCGUCGAAAUGGUGCUAGACUUUGAUAAAAGUAAAAUUUGUUCAGAUGAUAAUGUAAAUUACUAUUACUUAUAUAAGGAUAUAAAAAUUCCAGUUCCUCUUUACGCUGUUCCGCAGAGAAUUAAUAAGGUAUUUGAAUUAAAUUAUAAACUCAAUGUACGAAAAAAUCACAUGAGAGAUGAAUCGAAAAGCAGCUAUGUAUUCGCGCCGAAAAAAUAUGUCCACUUGAUGAACAAAAUAGAAGAUGAUGUAAAAGAAUAUAGAAGAAACUCGCAAGAGGACGAAAAUAUGAACGUAAAGAAUUAUAUAGAAACAUAUUGCGUACAAAAUGAUAUCCUAUUUUUGCAAAAAAAUGAUCGUAAAAUAAACGGAAAUGUAGUCUAUUCGAUUAACAAUUUUUCCAUAUAUAUUAGCAACAAUAUUAUAUACCUUUAUGAAAAUCACGAAUGGAAGCCAACCCUGUUACGCGACCUAUUGGCAAAAUUUUAG